GUCAAGCAUACACAUGUAUACUGUGUAUCAGUAUCACUGCAUAGACACUUGUGUUUAUACAAUGUAUGUUUCUUGUCAAAUUCGAGUUAGCACACACAUACACAUCAUGUGUGUAUGUAUAAAUUUAUAUACGUGUGUGUGUGCACAUGCAUGCAUCUUUUAGCAAUUGACAGGUACAGGAGAGUGGCGGAAAAGCUGUACAACUUCAAGUACCGCAGCGACGACAUCGUGGUGACCACUUACCCCAAGAGUGGAACGCUAUGGGCCAUGCAGCUCGUGUGGGCCAUGACGCACCUGGGCCAGUUCCAACUCCCGCAGAAGGAACACACCAACGAACGCGUGUUCAUCCUUGACAAUGUAAUACAAUUCAAACGGCAAGUUGUCCCCAGCAUAUCGCAAUGUAUUCGGAAAGGUCUAUCCUCUCGACUUUCACUCUCAAAAGCUACAUUGUUGGGAGGAUUACCACUAAAGCCCUGCAGCAGAAGCAUCAAAUACAGGCCUACUCUUUGUGGACCGGCUAUUCUUAAGAACAGGUCUAUGCGGAAUAUGAUAUGUAGGGUAUGAGCUUUCCAACUCUGGCUUCAAACAUGAACCAAACGAAAUCCAACGAAAUGCUGAGUCACGUGCAACGAAAUCUCCAGAUGUUGCCGAGUUUCCUGAACACACAAAUUCUCCAUAAUAAACACCAUUAACAUUUAUAUAAAAAAGUCAUUUCUAUAUUCAUUAGCCAUCUGUGAAUGAGAAAAUGGUUACAUCACGUCACCAGGUACCCGUUGACAUCUCAAUGGUGGAUAAAUAGAAACCACCUUAACCACGUCAGCCAAAUCUGAAUUGUAAAAAAAAAUACUGAUUUUCUUUAGAUUUCUUAUUCCCAAACGCUAAAAAAGGAGUGUCAUUUUACUUACGACUUUAACUUUCUGACUCAAAAGCGCCGCCAAGAUACUACACGUUACUACAGCAUCAGCAGGUCUUCCACUACUGUGCUGUGUGGUGCAGCGGUUCUGAUCUCGUCUAGUAAUCUUGCUGACUCGCGUUCAAAUCCCUCGCCACCAGUGGAUGGGAACCCCGGCCAUUCUUUGCACACAUGGAGUAAUUUAGAAGCAAGGUAAAAAUGACAUCAUGCCACACCAAGAAUAUCCAUUACAACAAAUGGAAUAAAUCUAAAGUACUAUUAUCAAUAAUUAUUAAUAAUUACUCAUAUAGACUUCACCAGUCUUGAACACAGUAGCCUUCUUAACUUUUUGAUUAUGAGAAAUACCUGCAUAGUUAACAUUACUUCUUUCCUCCGACUCCUGAACGCUCAUGUCAUUACUGGACUUCACUUUACAGAUACAACUCCUGAGAGAAAAUGCCCUGGUAGGGUAGCUUCCUUUUUUAGAAUUUAGAAGGGACAUGCUGAUAACCCUUUGUAUGUCGUUUUUCAGGACUUUUUAAAUAUGCUGAAUGUCGAGAAAGCCAAGCAGAAGUUGGCUGAGGUGUGCCCAGGUACCAUACCCGACGAGGGCCUCACUCUCCAGCUGGCAGAGGCUGCUACGACGCCCAGGAUCAUCUGGACGCACCUGCCUCUCAAGCUGCUCCACCCGGAUCUCCUUAACACCUGCAAAGUUGUGUAUGUAGCUCGAAACCCAAAGGAUGUUUGUGCUUCCUAUUAUCACUUUGUCAAAAAUUUGGAAAGCUGUUUUUUCUCUGGUACUUUUGAAAACCUGUUGGAUGGCUUCAUGGCUGGCAAUCUCUUCUACGGCCCUUACUGGGACCAUAUCCGGCAGGCAGCAGAAGCACCACCCAAAUUUCCCCGCGAUGUUUUAUGA
Penaeus indicus is the source of this 1808-nucleotide messenger RNA. Its product is annotated as sulfotransferase 1C4-like. The transcript is spliced from 3 exons. Gene Ontology annotation, cellular component: cytoplasm. Lineage: Eukaryota; Metazoa; Arthropoda; Malacostraca; Decapoda; Penaeidae. Gene Ontology annotation, biological process: sulfation. The record is from RefSeq and is a predicted model, not a curated record. Gene Ontology annotation, molecular function: sulfotransferase activity. Bases 1437 to 1808 code for a protein of 123 amino acids.